AAUCUUCCCGAUUUGGGAUAUUGGAUUUACCCCCUCCUCAAAAUAAUGUUAAAUAGCGAAAGCAAUCGGACCCAUAUCACUUCAGACAUUGAACAUGGCGGUUGAAAUCGGACCAGCAAGUGGACCACAGGCCUCUUUGGAGGUGAUAGAGCACACUAAUGGUCACUCCAACGACCAGCCAAGGGAAGCACAUGAAGAAUACCAAUACCUGGAUUUGAUCCGCGAAAUCCUAGAGCGAGGGGAGCAUCGUCCGGACAGAACCGGAACCGGUACCUACUCCAUCUUCGCCCCUCCGCAACUUCGAUUCUCCCUCUCCAAACCAUCCGCCGACCCCUCUUCCCCCACCCUCCUCCUCCCCCUCCUCACCACCAAACGCGUCUUCCUCCGCGCCGUUAUCGCCGAGCUCCUCUGGUUUGUUUCCGGCGCCACCUCCAGCAAGCCCCUCUCCGACCAAGGCGUGAAGAUCUGGGACGGCAACGGCUCCCGCGCCUUCCUCGACUCCGUGGGGCUGUCACACCGUGAAGAGGGGGAUCUAGGCCCCGUCUACGGCUUCCAAUGGCGGCACUUCGGGGCGGAGUAUAAAGAUGCUAGGACGGACUAUACCGGCCAGGGCGUCGACCAGCUUGCGGAGGUCAUCCAUAAGCUGAAGAACACGCCGUAUGAUCGGCGGAUUAUCUUGAGCGCGUGGAAUCCGGCCGACCUGAAAAAGAUGGCGCUCCCGCCGUGUCAUAUGUUUGCGCAGUUCUAUGUCUCAUAUCCACGGCCUAACGGCUUUUCACCCCAUGUGCCGCUGACAGACGCCGAGAAGCCCCGUGGGAUGCUCCAUUGUCAGUUGUAUCAGAGGAGCUGCGAUAUGGGGCUGGGCGUGCCAUUUAACAUCGCUAGCUAUGCGCUGUUAACGCACAUGCUGGCACAUGUCUGCGACCUGACUCCGGGGACAUUUACGCAUACGAUGGGUGAUUCUCAUGUGUAUGUGGACCAUGUAGAUGCCCUGAAAGAGCAGUUAACGAGAGUACCUCGGGACUUCCCUGGGCUGGAAAUCAGCCGGGAUAGAGAUGCCGGUAUAGAUGGUUGGAAGUUGGAAGAUUUCGUGGUCAAAGACUAUAACCCCCACAAGACGAUUGCUAUGAAGAUGUCUGUAUGAAAGGGUUUCAACCCAUGCCUUUUAUGAUAGGGAGAUAGCAAUGUAUAAGAGGGCGUGGAAUCCACCACUCCGAGGCUCCUAAGUCU
Messenger RNA from Eremomyces bilateralis CBS 781.70, 1230 nucleotides. Its product is annotated as thymidylate synthase. The record is from RefSeq and is a predicted model, not a curated record. The transcript is spliced from 2 exons. Lineage: Eukaryota; Fungi; Ascomycota; Dothideomycetes; Eremomycetales; Eremomycetaceae. Gene Ontology annotation, molecular function: thymidylate synthase activity. The coding region runs from base 95 to 1144 and encodes 349 amino acids. Gene Ontology annotation, biological process: dTMP biosynthetic process. Gene Ontology annotation, cellular component: cytosol; mitochondrion.